This is a messenger RNA of Zophobas morio, 1026 nucleotides long. It is a transcript of the gene mRpL19, whose product is annotated as large ribosomal subunit protein bL19m. The record is from RefSeq and is a predicted model, not a curated record. The transcript is spliced from 3 exons. Bases 65 to 925 code for a protein of 286 amino acids. Gene Ontology annotation, molecular function: structural constituent of ribosome. NCBI's taxonomy places the organism in Eukaryota, Metazoa, Arthropoda, Insecta, Coleoptera, Tenebrionidae. Gene Ontology annotation, cellular component: ribosome; mitochondrial large ribosomal subunit. Gene Ontology annotation, biological process: translation.
UAAAAGGUCUUUGGGAUAUCCCCGCACAUAACCUUACUUUUGCAGGUUUUUGCAAUCCUAAAAAAUGUUGUCAACUACCCCUCGACUAGCCCUCAGCCGCCAGCUAAAAAAUUUUCGUCGUUUCGCCACCGCCACUACCACCCCCGCCGAACAGCCCGUAAAAGACAAGUCCGACACGCGCAAGAAUGUCCUCGAAUACCGACAGAUCUACCCCGAAUUUCUGCCCGACCCCAAAAUCGAAUUCAGAAACCCCAUUAGAGAAAAACUCGAGCGUAGCGACAUGAUCGCCAGACGAGCGAACGUGGAUAUUCCUGAAUUUUACGUAGGUUCUGUGCUAGCGGUCACAUCUGCGGACCGUCACAGCCCCGGGAAGCUUCACAGAUUUGUGGGGAUUUGUAUAAAACGUGAAGGGUGUGGUUUAAGGGCGAAUUUUUUGUUAAGGAAUGUGAUAGACCACCAGGGUGUUGAAAUUCUGUACGACAUGUAUGAUCCUACCAUUAAAGGUAUAGAAGUUUUGAGGUUGGAGAAGAGGCUAGACAACGAGUUGCUAUAUUUGAGGGAUGCGUUGCCUGAGUAUAGUACUUUUGACUCAAACAUGGAAAUCGAAAUUUUGCCGGAAGGGGCCCCCGUGCCCGUGAACGAAAUUAAAGUGAAGUUGAAGCCGCGCCCGUGGUUGGACCGCUGGGAACGUAAAAACUUGAAAGGGGUGCAGGACUUGGAGCUGCCACAACGGUUUUAUGACAGGGCGAAAGAAUUGGAGACCCCUUGGGAAAAAUACGAUUUGAUGAAGCAAUACAUGCGGACUGUCCCUGAGGAAGAACAAGUCGAAAUUUUUUCAGAGGUGCAGACGCAUUUGCACAGGUCUGGAGCUGCGCAAAAACUGAAGAGAAAAAGGACAUUCGUUAAACCGACUAAGUUAGCGUAAUUAAGUUUUUAUUACUACAAUACAAGUCUACAAUUUGCAAGAAGCCAUUCAGUAGCAACAAUUUUUUGGUUCAAUAGAUAUAUAUACAUUAAUCAAAUUAA